Messenger RNA from Mytilus trossulus (common blue mussel), 1432 nucleotides. RefSeq lists its product as uncharacterized. The record is from RefSeq and is a predicted model, not a curated record. The transcript has 8 exons. Bases 156 to 1382 code for a protein of 408 amino acids. Lineage: Eukaryota; Metazoa; Mollusca; Bivalvia; Mytilida; Mytilidae.
GUUUGUUUUCUAUUUGACAUAUUCUCAGCUUCAAUUAUCAAUUUUAUUUAGCAUGUCUAAAGAAUUUGUCUUAAACGAGAACGAAAUGUCUUAGUGAAUUUGAAAGAUAUUAUAUAUUAAAUAGGCGAAACCUGUCAGUUUGUAACGGUAAAACGAUGAUGAAGGAAGGAAUAAUUAUUCUAAGUGUUGCAUUUAAUUGUUUUAUAUGUUACCAUAGCUAUAAUAUCACAGCUGGGGUCGGUUAUAAGACCAAUACAACGUUUCAUGUAUACAACAACAGUAUGACGUGGUAUGAAGCAUUAACAGGAUGCCAUUCUAAAGGAGUCCGUUUUUUUCGUGCUUUAUCUGAAAUAUCAAGGAAGUAUUUGAUAUAUCUGAUUCAUAAACAUGGAAUGCAAUCUGGACGAAUUUGGGUUGGCAUUAUCAAACCAAGCUUCCAAACAACACUUUACAAUGGUAAUGAUUGUGGUAAUAGUUCCAAAAAAAUAGAAUUUACUGAUUACAACUCCACACAGUGCUUGUAUUUGGAUUUAUCAGACCCUGAAAGCUUUGAUCUCGCUGAUUGUCAUAUGAAGUAUCCAUUUGUUUGUUUUUCUAAAACGCCAAUUAUUGAGACAAUUAACACAACCAUGCAUAUACAAGAAAUUGAUGGAGUAUCUAAUCUUAUAAUGAAUGUGCGUAAUUUAACAAAAGACGAAUGUGGUUUGGUGUGUUCCAAGACGUUAAAUUGUGUGUACAGUUUCUUUGACGAGAAUAACUGCACUUUCGGGACAGAUGCGACCUCCGAUUUUGAUGUUGAAUAUAGAUUUAUCAUAAGUUCAACAUUUACAACAGAUAUUGCAACCUAUAUUAAGUCUCCUAACAGAGUACAUAUCAACAUUAUUGAUGAAGACACAGCAUAUAACAACACAUUCGAUUGUGGAUUUGACUCUACCAAUCAUACUACGUUCACUACCGCAAAAUCAACAGGUGAAUUUCAAUCUACCCAGCAAACUUUAACAACCGAACAAUCGACUACCCUAAUGGAAUGCGAGUCCUGUCCUGAAGAGGAAUGCAAUGCCACAAGAGUGGUAUCAAAUAUGACUAUAAAAGAUGCUCUGAACCUUGCAGAAGAGCUAAGGAAGACCUUGACAAUCGACAAGACAUCUUUGUCAUCAUACCGACGUAGUCUUGAAUGUGCAGAUGAUAGUAGACCAUCGUCAAAAGCAUUUGGGAGUUUUGCAUUAUGCAUAUUAGUAGGUCUUUUAGUGAUUUUUUUCGCCCUGGAUAUUACGUCUUUGUGGCAGAAUUGUAGACUAAAACACGUCGCAAAAAGAACAGGAAAAGGAGAAAUAAAUCUAAUGACAAAUAAAAAUGCAGAUCUUGGAAAAAUUCAAAUUUGAUAUAAAUAAAUUGCAACCAAAUGAAAACUUGAUUGUUUUUACAAUAUUGA